AUGUCCGCCGAACAGUUUAUUGGCCGUUGGAAGCUCGUCGAAUCCGAGAACUUUGAGGAUUAUCUGAAGGAGGUUGGAAUCGGUUUGAUCCUCCGAAAAGCCGCUUGUGCUGCCAAGCCAACUUUGGAAAUCAAGGUUGAAGGAGAUAGAUGGCAUGUGAAUCAACUCAGCACUUUCAAGAAUACUACCCUGGAUUUCACUUUGGGAGUAGAAUUCGACGAGACAACUCCAGAUGGCCGUCAAUUCAAGUCGACAAUCACAAUUGAGGACGGAAAGGUUGUCCACAGACAGAAAAAAGUCAAGGAAUCCGAUCACGAUUCGGUGAUCACUCGUUGGUUCGAAGGAGAGAAACUCAUCACAACUCUUCAGUCUGGAUCUGUUGUCUCUCGUCGUGCAUACAUCCGUGAAUAG
Messenger RNA from Caenorhabditis briggsae, 411 nucleotides. It is a transcript of the gene Cbr-lbp-5, whose product is annotated as Protein CBR-LBP-5. The transcript is spliced from 2 exons. NCBI's taxonomy places the organism in Eukaryota, Metazoa, Nematoda, Chromadorea, Rhabditida, Rhabditidae. Bases 1 to 411 code for a protein of 136 amino acids. Gene Ontology annotation, molecular function: fatty acid binding. Gene Ontology annotation, cellular component: nucleus; cytosol. Gene Ontology annotation, biological process: fatty acid transport. The record is from RefSeq and is a predicted model, not a curated record.